Molecule: messenger RNA, 1569 nt
Organism: Zea mays
Lineage: Eukaryota; Viridiplantae; Streptophyta; Magnoliopsida; Poales; Poaceae
Product: GPI-anchored protein
Exons: 3
Coding region: 282-794 (170 amino acids)
Source: RefSeq, marked provisional
CUCCUCCAACUCCAAGGCUCACACCACCCCGCGACGGGCGACGCUAAUUAAGUAGAGCUGCAACACCUGGGUUGGAGGCUAGAGCUUGCAAACACCACCAGCGAAAACGUCGUGGCCAGCCAUCCCGGUGUCGUCCCGCGUUCUACAGCCACCGCUGUCGUCGCCGUCCUAGACUCCUAGAUCCGUCAGCUUAACGAGCUCCAUUCCUUCGAGGCCAGCCAUCCCGGUGUCUCAGCAGCGGCGGCGGCGGCGUCGAGCUCUUGCUUUCUGUGGGAGGACGCAUGGCGAUGUCUGCGGGGCGUGGGCUCUUGGUCCUCUUCUUCUCUGCCGCCGUAGUGGCUGAGCUCGCCUCUGCCGCGAACGGUCCUUUCCUGUCCGAUAGCGUCUUCCAGUCGAGCGCCGGAUCUACAGGGAGGAGCUUGCUGCAGGCCAAGAAUAGUUGCCCUGUGAACUUUGAGUUCCAAAACUACACAAUCAUCACAAGCAAGUGCAAAGGACCGAAGUUUCCAGCCAGCCAAUGCUGUGCCGCACUCAAGGAAUUCGCGUGCCCUUUUAACAAUUACCUCAAUGACGAGAGCAAUGAAUGUGCAUCGACAAUGUUCAGCUACAUCAACCUCUAUGGCAAGUAUCCACCAGGUCUGUUUUCCAGCGAGUGCAAAGAAGGCAAGAUGGGGCUUUCUUGCGCAGAUGUCCCCCGGAAGGACAGUUCCACUGCAAACAGUGGUUAUCGCGCCCAAAGCAGCUUGCUUGCGUUGAUUACUGUCUUGAGCGUGGUAGCAGCGUUGUUCUACUGAACUACAGCUCCAUUCAUUUCCCACAAAGAUGGUGUGUUACAACUGUUGAGGCUUGAGUUGCACCUUUUGGUGCUUAUGGGUUGGCUUCCUGAUUCUUUCUUUUGAGAGCAACUCCAAUAGUUAUAUAAAUUUUAGCCCUCUAAACCACAGAUUUAAGAAGUUGCUAAAUAACUUUGAGAGUAAAAAAAUAUGAGUUCUCACAUAGUUCUCUAAAUAUAUGUUGUAGUUUUAUUUUGUAUUUAUUCACAUAAAAAAAAUAAGUCACAAAUGUCAUCAAUUACCUUCAUUAUCUACAUAAUGCAGCCAACAUUUUUUAUUUAACAAGUUGCAAAUGGUUGUCAAAUGUAGAAAGGAAAUGAGGUUAGAUGAGAAGUUGCUAAAUUUAGGAAGUUCAUUUAGAGAACUGUUGGUGAGUAGUUUUUAUGUUAACUGCCUAAAUUAUUGAUUUAGAAAGUCUUUUAGAUAACUACUGGUUUGACAACCCCAUUUUUUCCAAUGUAAUUCAUUGCUUGCUGCAUAUUUCCUGAGUUCGAUUUGAUCUGUCAGUGUCAAUGUUAGCUUGUGUCUCAGUUAACGGUGUCAUUCUAUUGUGAGUCCCGUUGUGAUAAAUUUGGACAAGUAUAUAUAUGUCGGUUAUAAUUCGUAUGAAUGGUUAGCUUGUUUAUGUUGGGUCCGAGGAAUGUAAUCGAUGGUUCACCGUUCCUCUGGAAAAUGUUGUGUUUGCAAUUUAGAGAGUAUUGUUGCAAUGACUAUUAUGUUUGACAACAAAAUACUC